Messenger RNA from Astyanax mexicanus (Mexican tetra), 4674 nucleotides. RefSeq names its product sorting nexin 19a (gene snx19a). The record is from RefSeq and is a predicted model, not a curated record. Gene Ontology annotation, cellular component: intracellular membrane-bounded organelle; early endosome membrane. Lineage: Eukaryota; Metazoa; Chordata; Actinopteri; Characiformes; Acestrorhamphidae. Gene Ontology annotation, molecular function: phosphatidylinositol binding. The transcript has 10 exons. The coding region runs from base 98 to 2509 and encodes 803 amino acids.
CAGCAAAGAGCUCAGAGAACGACUGAGGCUGUGAAGCCGUUAUGAGGAGAUAGCAUGAUGACAGUUGAGCAGUUUACGGAUAUCAUCUCCUGGUGAAAUGCCUGGUUUGGAAGGCUCUGGACCAAGCCCAUGGACUCUCCCUAUGUUAAUGGGGCAGUGGAGCAUUGUGGGAUUUGCAGUCCUCAUCACAUGGCUGGUCCUGUUAUACCUCUUAGUCAAUGUAUGGCUGCUUUGCAUCUUCACCAGUCUACUUGUAGUACUCGGAGGCUGGCUAGGCUCUCGUGCAGCAUUGGAUGCCAACAGCCUUCUUCACUUGGAGCAUUUUCUGCCACUGGGCCAAGCCCCUCAGCCACACGUCUCCUUGGAGAGCGAGAGGAGGCUGGACUGGGAGAUCCGCAGUGCUGUGGGAAAGGCUGUAAGGGACUUUGUGUCAUCCUGGUAUCGUAUCUUGGUGUCUGAGGAAGAGGGUCAGUUUGAGUGUGAGGUUCGGGAUGCCAUUCUUACAGCAGCUGCUGAGUUGAAGCGACGGGCAAGGCGGGUAGACAGGCGGGAACUGGCCAAAAGACUCUUGGAGCUAUGUGGAUGCCAUCUGCAGAGCUUUGGCCAUGCCAGGGAAAGACAAAAGCCACAGCUGGAAGGACUAAGAACAUGGGGCGGCCAGGAGGAUUCCAGGUCCACCUUAUGGCAGCUGUACAGUGAAGCUAGUACACCUCACCCUGCUCUGGCCAGUUCUGCAGCUGAGCUUUGCUAUUCCAGGGCGGUGGUGGAUCUCUUGUUGCAUGUUCUUGUUCCAUACCCACACCUGGAGACCCGCACGGGUCGCUACAUAGUAGGAGAACUCAUCACCUGCAAUGUUCUUGAGCCACUGGUGGCUCAAAUGUCUAAUCCUGACUGGCUCAACCAGACUGUUGUAGAUGUGUUCACUAGAUCCCCUGGACAGGAGGAAACUGAAGGUAUGAUGGAGGAGCCACCAAGCCCUUGGGAUCGGGACUUCCACACUCCAGUUCCAUGGGAUCAUUCACUUUCAGAAACCUCCAGCAUGCUAACAGCAAGGUCCAGCUCUACCAUGCCAUUCCAAGAGUCUUUAGAGUCUAGCCUCCAGACUCUAUGGGUUUCCGAUGAUUCCGCAAAAGGAGAAGUCACCUCAGAGUCAGCCUACCAAGAAAGUGCAGUCCCGAGCCCACCUGAGCUUCCCAAGUCUCCAUGCAGGUCCAGCCAGCUGUACCAAUACACUGAUUAUCACAUAGAGUCUCCUGUCUCAGAUGGCAAGAAGUGGUCCAAUGAAUCUCUGGACGCAAAUGACCCUGAUGAGGACAAGGAAGAUGCCUUCUGUGAUUGUAUCCCUCCUGCUGACUUCUGUGGUUUGGUAUGUCUGGACGAUGACACACUGGCUCUCCUGGGGAAGUGCAUCAGGCCAAAGGUUCUUAUAUCUGAGCCCUCGUCUCAUUCUGAGAGCACCCUGGAUGAAUCUACUGGAAAUCUGCUCCAAUUUAACUCUGGUGGGCCUUUCCCGAGCCCAUUUGGUUUGGAAAAUCUAGGCAGCUUGGAGGGACCAGUGGUAAUUAAGAACCUAAAGAUUACUGGAACCCUUACAGCUAAGGAGCAAAAAGGAAGCAGUAGUCAUCCAUACACCCUCUACACAGUGAAGUAUGAGACAGUGGUUGACCCUGACAGUGCUAGCACAGACCAAACCACAGAAUAUCACACUGUGAACCGACGAUACAGCGAGUUCCUCAACCUGCAAACUCGUCUAGAGGAGAGAUCUGACCUCAAGAAAGCAAUUAAAAAUGUCAAAGGCCCGAAGAAGCUUUUUCCAGACCUCUCGUUUGGAAAUCCAGAUGCAGACAAAGUGGAGGCCAGGAAAGGCCAGUUAGAAUCAUUCCUCAAAAAGCUCUGUAGUAUCCCUGAAGCAGCCAGGAGUGAGGAAGUACAGGAGUUUCUGGCUCUCAGCACUGAUGCCAGUGCCGCCUUUGAGAAGAAACCAUGUGGCUCACGCAUAGACAAGAUGGUAGAGAACAUAGUGGACACGCUGAAAACAGCAUUUCCUCGUUCAGAACCACAGAGCCCCACAGACGAUGGAGAACCGGAUGUAGACGGAAGAUCUCCAGACAUCAGGAAGAGGUCACGGCUGAGGUUUUCCAGUAUAAUAGCCCCUGCCCCACUCAGUGUUCCAGACUUCCAGCCCAAAAUCACAUACUGCUUCAGCGAGGGAAGCACGGUCUUUAAAGGGCCUUUAGGGAUGGAGGGCUUUGUGCUGGAGCAGGAGAAGAGAGUGGAUGGAGAACCCAGAAAAGAGUCUGGAGAAAAGAGGAAGUCGGGAAAUAUGGAGCAGAAUGAGAAGGAUGGAGACAGAUCAGUGGAGAGGAGAACUCGAGGGACAGACACAGCUCUGGCUGAUGUGGCGCUGAAUAUACUAUGCUUACUGAUGAAGGACCACUGGAGCUGGCUGUGCACCGAGAACAUCCAGAAGACCAUCCGACUUCUCUUUGGCACUAUCAUAGAGAGGUAAAGGCAGUUGAGACCCUCCUGACUCUCCGCUGCUGGUGAGCUGGUGGUCUGGCCUUGUUAAAUGGUGAUGGUCUGUGUUAAAAGCCUCUUCAGGUCGAUUCAGAGCAGCUUCAGGACAGUCCACCUCCGUCCGUCUGUGUGUUCCCGGACGUAUAUCACUCACACUGACAGAUCAGUGAGGGUUGCCAGUAAUCUGUUUAUUCCGUUUGGUGGGGGAUUGUAAAACACGGUGUGAGUGAGUGCGUGUGUGUUUGUAUCUGUCUGCGUUUCCUGCUGAAUCAUUGCUCCCUAAACAGAGAUUCUUCAGAAGAUCAGGUCUUAGGAUGCUGCAGAGGAAUCUCCUGGACCUUUGAUUUUUUCCCUAACAGGCGUUUGCCAUGUUUCUUUAUUGCUCCAAGAUUGAGGAUUUCCACAGUCAGUGUGUGUGUGUGUGACAGACAGCCCAGCAGGAGACCAGUCUGGGAAGCUUAACAUGGAACUCUCCUUUUCAACUCAUGGUUUGGCGUCGCCUGGAGUGGAACAUGGAGCUGUUACACAACGGACACACUCCAUUAGACGCCUUCACUCUAUGCUUAGUGGUGUAUGUGUUUAUGUGUGUGCGUGUGUGUGUUAUCGUACAUUUCCAGGACAAAAUGUCCUGGCUUUGUUUAAAAAACAAAGAAACUGAGAAAUUAACCCAUUCAAUGACACUGAGGUCUGGACUCAGGAGGUGAGGAGUAGUUGCCAUUGUGAUGAGCUCAUUCAUUUUAGAUUAGAAUGAAUGAGUUUAGAUUAUUCAUGUACUCAUGGUUACAUUAUAUGUUUUAAUAAUUUGCAAUAGUCUUUAGAUGAGGGGACUGUGAUGGCAAUGGAAAAACCUUCAGCUUGUGUCUCCUAAGGUGGUCCCAUGUGAAUUUUGAGGUGAAGACAAUAAAGACACUAUACUUUUCUAGUUUUUAAGGUCUUCAAGGACUUAACUUGGCCUUUAUCAUUCCAACAACCCCAAAUCAGAAAAGGUUGAGACAGUAUGAGACCAAGAAAAAGUUUUGUCUCAAAAUCUCAAAUUUAAUUCAUUCCUGCUUUACAGGCCUGCAAGGGAGCAAUUUAGGGCAAGUAUUGACGUUAAACAUCUCCAGUUUGUAACAAAUGAUAAAUAACAUUAUUGAAACAAUAUUCCUUAAAGAAAGAUGUGAAGGGGGUUGCAUUUUCUCCCUCUACAGUGCAUAAUAUCAUUAAACAAUUAAAAGAAUCAGGAGAAAUUAGUGUGUAAUUUAGUGUGUAAUGAGCAAGGCCACAAGCCUAAGCUGAACACCAGUGAUCUCAGAUCCCUCAGACAGCACUGUGUCAAAAACCCUCAUUUAACAAUAACUGAUAACUAACUGAUAACUAAUAACCUCAUGGGUAUGGGAUUACUUUGGAUAACCUUUAUCAAGCUCUAAUAAUAUAUAAUAUAAAUAUAACAUAUAAAAUAUCAUAUAAAUAUAACAUAUUUAGGGUGUGUCAGUGUGUCUUUGGUAUUGUGAGGGUGCAAAAAAUAUGCCUCAAAACGCACAAAAUGCAUGAACUAAUUCUCUUAAUUAAUCAUGGCUGUGUUUGGGGCGCAACGUGAAAUAAACCAGUCAGUGUGCCAGUUGUCAUUCCCUUUAAAAGGCAGGUGUGCUGUGACUUUAGCGCAUUCGGUUCUUAACAGUGCAGCACUUUUGUGUGUCUCAGCAGAGGAUACUUACCUGCUUUUAUGGGAUAUGCCAGCAGCUCAUUUAAGGUAACAGCAAUGCAAGGCUGACUGUUGACUGUUGUCUGGGUUUUAAAAAGUCAGUGGCCCAAGAUAAAAUCAUGCCAGAUAUUUACUUCAACACAGAUUUUUACCUCACUUCCAGUCCACCACGCCCGUCAGUGUAAAUAUAUUCCUAAACUAAAGAUGGGGUGUAAGAUAGCAAUGAGCAUCGUGAUGCACCUGGUGCUGCCUUCUAGGUGACAAAUGUUCCAGGGAUUUUUAUGCCUUUUUUAACCAGACAAUGCAAAACCACAUGCUACACAUUACAAAGAAAUGGAUGCAGAAACUGGGCUGACCUGUUCUAGUAGAGAAUGUGUGGAGAAUUUUACAUUAAUAAAUGCACAAUUAAAGUCACUGUAUUGUUGCACAACAUAAGACUUUUGUUUGCAGGAUGAAUAUAAAUAAAAUAAAAA